Argentina anserina (silverweed cinquefoil) is the source of this 1256-nucleotide messenger RNA. RefSeq names its product GDSL esterase/lipase 1-like. Bases 47 to 1147 code for a protein of 366 amino acids. The transcript has 5 exons. The record is from RefSeq and is a predicted model, not a curated record. Gene Ontology annotation, molecular function: lipase activity. Lineage: Eukaryota; Viridiplantae; Streptophyta; Magnoliopsida; Rosales; Rosaceae.
AGGAGAAAAAUGAUACAAUAAAGAUCGUACAACAGAACAUAUCUGAAUGGCAACUUCCAGAUUUCAAAUUUAUGUCCUGGCUUUAUGUGCAGGCCUCCUUUUUCCAAGCAGCUGCCUUGAGGGUUAUUCUGAGGUUCAGAAGCAACAUGCAGCCUUGUUCAUCUUUGGUGAUUCAGUAUUUGAUGUUGGAAACAACGACUACAUAAAUACAACCGACAUUUUUCAGUCCAAUUUCUGGCCCUAUGGAGAAUCCUACUUCAGGUAUCCAACUGGUAGAUUUUCCAAUGGGCGUCUAAUCCCAGAUUUCAUAGCUGAGUAUGCAAGCUUACCUUAUAUACAACCAUACUUACAACCCGGGUUCGAUGACUAUAUUUAUGGGGUGAACUUUGCUUCUGGUGGGGCUGGUGCUCUAGCUGAAACAUAUCAAGGAUUUGCUAUAGGCUUAAAAACUCAACUUAGUUAUUUCAAAAAUGUGGAGAAGCAAUUGAGGCACAAACUAGGUGAUGGAGAAGCCUACACAUUGAUCUCUACAGCUGUCUACCUAAUUAGCAUUGGAAUUAAUGAUUAUUAUACCCCUCUUACGAAAAAUUACAGCUCGACUCAAAAUGAAGAAUAUGUUGGCAUGGUUAUUGGCAACCUCACAAAUGCGAUCGGGGAAAUAUAUAAGGUAGGUGGUAGGAAAUUCGGGAUUGCAAACUUGUUACCUCUUGGUUGUCUACCAAGCUUUAGAAUACGAAAUCCAGAUAACAUUGGAGCCUGUAUGGAAGAAGCUAUAUCACUAGUGGAAUCUCACAAUAUCGAACUUGCUAAAGCGCUCCCAGAGCUGAAGAGCCAGCUCCAAGGAUUCAAAUAUGCGAGUGCCGAUUUCUACACAUACCUGACUGAAAGAAUGAAUAGACCAUCAGAAUAUGGUUUGAGGGAAGGAAAAGCGGCAUGUUGUGGCUCCGGUCCAUACAGAGGACAUCAGAACUGUGGAGGAAGGGGAGGUGUGAAAGAGUAUGAACUAUGUGACAAUGUAACCCAAUAUGUUUUUUUCGACAAUCAUCCAACUGAAACGGUUUACCACCAAGUUUCUAAGAUAUGGUGGAAUCAAUGUACUUCAAAUGUCACAGACCAUUACAAUUUGAAAUCUCUAUUUGAAAUUUAGAGAAAUGUGGAUUAACAAUUUGAGUUAUUUGCAGACACAUGUUGUAUGACAUCUAUCAUGAUUUUUAUUAAUCUAUUCAAUUUCUGAGAUAAUGUUAUCCGCCAUUUGU